AUGGUGGCGAGACUUCGUCUCGGCAGGUUCAACCGUGCUACAAAGGCUGCUGGCUUGCUAGUGCGACAAGCCGACCGAGGACAACAAACCCGUUGCGUCAUACUGCUAAUGUCUACUAUGUGUUCUUCAGAAGCUAGGGCGUACCCCAGAAGCGACGCGCAUUGUCCUCGCCCGGGCAAUGUGGCAAAUAUGAGAGGGCUACCGGCUAGAGGACGAAGCCGGCCAAAGAAGUUAGUCCGCCAUCGCCAGCAACAUCCAGUGCGCUUGGCAACACUUAACGUUGGGACGCUUACUGGAAGAAGUCCUGAACUGGCAGACAGUCUCAGAAAACGCCGUGUUGACAUAUGUUGUGUACAGGAGACUCGCUGGAAAGGCUCCAAGGUAAGGGAAUUAGGCGAUGGCUACAAGCUGAUCUACCACGGCACAUCGAAUCGCAAUGGCGUUGGUAUCAUAUUGAACGAGUCGUUUAGAAAUAGCGUCACAGCGGUGGAUCGACUAUCGGAUCGCUUGAUGGCUGUAAAAGUAGAUACAGGAGAAGUGGAAUUGCGAGUCGUCUCUGCUUAUGCGCCACAGGCGGGCUGUAGUGAAGAAGAGAAGGCAAGCUUUUGGGAGGAUCUGGAGCAGUACGUCCAAUCCCUGAAAAGCGAAGAAAUACUUUUAAUCGGAGGAGACUUCAACGGACAUGUCGGUUCUCGGAAAGACGGAUUCGAGAGUUGUCAUGGUGGCUAUGGAGCUCGUAACGACGACGGGUUGCGAAUCCUGGAGUAUGCUGUUGCAAGUGACUUGAUCGUUGCUAACACGCAGUAUCGGAAAAGAAAAUCGCAUUUGAUCACGCACACCAGCGGCGGUCGUGAAACACAAAUAGAUUUCUGGAUGUUACGCCGACGAGAUCGCCGACUUCUGCAGGAUUCAAAAGUCAUCCCUACAGACCAUGUCGCUGCCCAACACCAUCUGCUCGUUAUGGACUUGAAAAUCUCCCGUCCAAGGAAAAGACAUCCAAGGACUGAAACACAGCGCAUCAAAUGGUGGAACCUGAAGGAUCGAAAGGAGAUAUUUUUUUGCGCGGCAAUUCGUGAGAAGAAGACCAAGUAUAAGCUCUGGUGGAGGACACGUCAGCCUGAAGAUUGGGAUGCUUACCUAGCGGCGAAGAGGGAGGCUAAGAAGGCAGUCUCCAAGGCGAAGUCGGACCGCUACAAGGCUGUGUACGACAUGCUUGAUACCAGAGAAGGGGAGCGGGCAGUGUAUCGUUUAGUUAGAGCGCGACAUCGCUCAACGUUGGAUAUGGAACACACCAAGAUCGUUAAGGGAGUUGAUGGAGCCGUUCUGCGCCGCCCUGGUUAG
Messenger RNA from Necator americanus (New World hookworm), 1341 nucleotides. RefSeq lists its product as uncharacterized. Lineage: Eukaryota; Metazoa; Nematoda; Chromadorea; Rhabditida; Ancylostomatidae. Bases 1 to 1341 code for a protein of 446 amino acids. Gene Ontology annotation, biological process: chromatin remodeling. Gene Ontology annotation, cellular component: nucleus. Gene Ontology annotation, molecular function: catalytic activity. The transcript is spliced from 3 exons. The record is from RefSeq and is a predicted model, not a curated record.